AAAAAAAAAGAAAAAGAAAGGACUAACAGGCAAUAGUUCCCUGUUUCAAUUUCUUACGGCUUUCAUUUCUAGCAAAAAAAAAUGACAGAUGCCACCAAUAAAUCAAGAACCAUAAUCUGCAUAGGAGACAUCCAUGGUUACCACAACAAACUCCUCAAUCUUUGGUCCAACCUCCAAUCUCAAAUCGACCCAGAAUGUUUCAACACCGCCACCGUCAUCUUCCUAGGUGACUACUGUGACCGUGGACCCGACACACGCAAAGUAAUGGAUUUCUUAAUCUCUUUGCCGAAGCAGUAUCCCAAUCAGAAGCAUGUCUUUUUGUCAGGAAACCAUGACUUUGCUUUCGCCGGGUUUGUCGGGGUGUUGCCGGGGGAGUUUGAAGCGAAGGACACUUGGCAAGAGUAUUUGGAUAUUGAGGAAAGAGAAGGGUGGUAUAAGGGAGAAGGGUAUGAAAAGAUGCAUUUGCAAGGGAGGAGAUGGGCUGGUUGGAUUAAGGCUAAGUUUAAUGCUGCCAAAGGGAUUGAGUACAAAGGUUCCAUAUAUGAUGCUGCUCCUACGUUUGAAUCUUAUGGAGUAUCUCAUGGAUCUUCUGAUUUGAUUAUGGCUGUUCCUGAAGAUCACAAGAAAUUUCUAGCUGAUAUGGUUUGGGUUCAUGAAGAGGAUGAUGUCUGUAUGGGGACAGAGGAAGGACUUAAACAUUGUAAAUUGAUUGCUGUACAUGCUGGUUUAGAGAGAGGUAAAAAUGUCCAAGAGCAGCUGGAAUUUUUGAAAGCCAGAGACAGCCGUGUGCCCAAGGUAACAGAUCUCAGCGGGAGGAAAGAUGUUUGGGAUAUCCCCAAGGAGCUAACUGAGACAAUUGUGGUAAGUGGUCACCAUGGGAAACUUCACAUAGAAGGUCUUAGGCUGAUUAUUGAUGAAGGCGGAGGAAUGGAGAGUAAUCCAGUGGCUGCAAUCGUGCUUCCUUCAAUGAAGAUAGUCCGUGACACGGAUAAUUUUUCUUAGUUUCAAGUUUCUAGAAGAUAGUCAUCAGAUAUCCACUUGCUUUCUGACUUCAACGAAGCAUAUGAUCCCUUGUUCUUGGGACAUUAAGUAUCUCCAAGCCGGUAGAAAUAAAAGUGAAUUUGGAUGCACUUAUUAGGUAAUUUUUCUUCUAAUCUGUUUACUAUAUCGUCAAUUUACAGAUUAUAUGGAAACCAAUUACUGGUUUUUAAAUUUCCUAAAUGGAUAAUUCUGCAAGUUGUCCAUUAUGUUAA
Durio zibethinus is the source of this 1253-nucleotide messenger RNA. RefSeq names its product tyrosine-protein phosphatase RLPH2-like. Lineage: Eukaryota; Viridiplantae; Streptophyta; Magnoliopsida; Malvales; Malvaceae. Gene Ontology annotation, molecular function: hydrolase activity. The record is from RefSeq and is a predicted model, not a curated record.